Messenger RNA from Aquila chrysaetos chrysaetos, 3223 nucleotides. RefSeq names its product proline-serine-threonine phosphatase interacting protein 2 (gene PSTPIP2). The record is from RefSeq and is a predicted model, not a curated record. NCBI's taxonomy places the organism in Eukaryota, Metazoa, Chordata, Aves, Accipitriformes, Accipitridae. The transcript is spliced from 13 exons. Gene Ontology annotation, molecular function: actin filament binding. Bases 68 to 1105 code for a protein of 345 amino acids. Gene Ontology annotation, biological process: actin filament polymerization. Gene Ontology annotation, cellular component: cytoplasm; actin filament; plasma membrane.
AGGCGGGGCCGGGAGCGGCGGCGAAGUUCGGCCGUGGAGCUCGGCCGUGGAGCUCGGCGGCGGCAACAUGCGGGAGACGAAGUUCAGGGAUCACUUUUGGAGUACAGAUCUGACGAGCACAGUUGGCUACGACAGCAUCAUUCAACAUCUGAAUGACGGCAGGAAGAACUGCAAGGAGUUUGAAGACUUUCUGAAGGAAAGGGCAAUUAUAGAAGAAAAAUAUGGCAAAGAGCUCAUUAACUUGUCGAAGAAGAAGCCCUGCGGGCAGACGGAGCUGAACACGCUGAAGAGAUCCCUGGAUGUUUUCAAGCAACAAGUAGACAAUGUGGGACAAGGUCACAUCCAGCUGGCGCAAAUCCUUCGGGAGGAAGCAAAGAAAAUGGAGGACUUCAGGGAAAAGCAAAAACUGCAUCGGAAAAAGAUAGAGCUGAUAAUGGAGGCGAUUCACAAAAAUAGGAAUUUGCAGUACAAGAAGACCAUGGAGGCCAAGCGGCUCUACGAGCAGCGCUGCAGGGAUAAGGACGAGGCGGAACAGGCUGUGCAUCGCAACGCAAACCUGGUGACACAGAAGCAGCAGGAGAAGCUGUUCCUGAAGCUGGCUCAGACAAAAUCGGCUCUGGAGGACUCCGACAGGAGUUACCAGCAGAGCGUUACCACACUGGAGAAGAUCCGGGAAGAAUGGCAGAAAGAACACAUCAAAGCUUGCGAGUUCUUUGAGACUCAGGAGUGCGAGCGGAUCAACUACUUCCGCAACGCCCUCUGGCUUCAUGUCAACCAGCUCUCCCAGGACUGCGUCCAGAAUGACGAGAAAUACGAGGAAAUCCGCAAGAGUUUAGAGCUGUGCAGCAUUGAGAAGGAUAUUGAUUUUUUUGUAAAUUUACGCAAAACUGGAAGUUUGGCCCCAGCUCCUGUUGUUUAUGAAAACUACUAUAAUACACAGAGAAAUGCAACUCCUGUGAGAAGUCCGGUUCCUGUACCUAUAUCAAGGAGGGGACCUCUACCCACCCCGACCAGCGCGCCAGGUGAGUUACUUGCUUUAUGGGGCUUCUGGCCCCACAGAGGGUCUCUCUGCUCUUGCUCUUCCCCGUCAGGUCAUGAGCUUUAGCUCUCUGAAGGGAUUGCUUUAGGGGAAGCUCCUGCUGUAAUUCUGGUCCCUGCUGAAAGAUGCUGGGAAGGUGGGCGCUGACUUUGGAGGCGAGGUGUCACCCAGGAGAAAUUCUGAUCAAAGCCCUGCGUGUAGGCAUUUUUGAAGGUGAAGGAUGUCUAAGCUUGGGAUCCCACCAGUCUUUGCAGUUUGCCAUUCUCUGCUUCAGCAGCAUGAGCUGUAUCAUUCCCAGUGCCUCUUCAGUGACGGGAUGCUGCAGCAGGACUUGGUAAAAUGAGGUCCUGCUUUGGCUCUUUGGCAAAUCAAGUCAUCUCUUUGAGUCUCAUUCACCCUUGCCUCCCAUCCCUUUAACACGGGUGGCCAGUGCGUGAUGUUUCUGUCUUGUGUAAAGUCUUGUAAUGAGCACUUCUCAUGAGCAGACCUAAUUUUUUUGUGCUCUGUGUUUCAGGCGAGCCUGAUUACGCCACAGUUGACGGCUACAGCUUGAUACAUCACUAAUAGCCACCGUAAGUACUCACAUUUGAUGAAGAAAGGAUGUAAUAUGAGAUGCAGCUACACUGAGGAGGGACAGUGCAGAAAGAAAGGCCACCGGUUAAGGGAUGACAUUUUGAGGUGACUGACUGGGAGUGAUGAUCAUGUCAGCCCUCCCAUCGCUUGUCUGAGCUGGAGCUGUGGUUUAGAUGCUGUUGAUCCUGUUCUGUAGGUUCUCCAGGCAGAAGACACUGUUGGUCUGGCCAGCGUGGCAGCGGUGUUGUUUCCAGUUAUUCCCAGCCACACAGAGCUGAAGCGCAUCUCCAUUUUAAGAAAGUAUUUGAGGACUCUGAUGAUUAUUUGUACAUUCAGAAAGUGCCUAUUAAAAUCUGUGCCUCUGAUCAGCAGACUCCUUGGAUGGAUAUCCCAUUUUCACACUCGGGGGAAUAUAAGCAAUCGACCCAGACACAGGGGUGAUCCGUGUCAGAAGAAAUUUUUGAAGUUCUUCUAAAGUGCAGCCAUCCGGGAGAGGCUGGAGCCCGCCACUCUCCAGAUAACUAAGAAGUCCCAUGUGCCGAGGGGAGCGGUGCGCGAUGCUUUGGGCACGCUGGCUUGUGUUCAGGGCACACGUAUCCCACUCAGAUCUCAGGAUACACUUUUGCCUGUUUCUAAAGUCUUUCAUUAAUGGUAAUUAAACUUGUAAUUUAGGUUUUAAUUUUGUCUCUCAGGGAGCUUACUUAGAGGAGCACCAACGGUUACACCAUGUGUCUGGCUUAGCUGUAGAUGUGCUCCAGGCUUAAGCGCCGAUACUGGGAGCUGAUUUGUAUGUUGCCUGGUGCAGCAGUCCACAGCGCAGCUACCUAGUGAGAGGCUGUGCUGCCACAAACAUGCUGGGACAUGCUGCACCCCACAGCGUUGUUGAGGAUAGGAGGGAAGUCGGUCAGCUCUUCCAACCGCCUCUCCAAUGAGGGGCUUCCAGUUUUUUAGGUUCAUGGUAUAGCUUGUCCCUGGUAGGCCCUGGAGAACUCCAUUUGAUUAACUUCUGGGAAUCCCAAAACUUUGUAUUUGUUCUGACCAUGCACCACUAGAAACAAACUUAGCUACUAAUGGUGGGCUGGAGCCAUGCAACUGGUUUUCUGACCAGUCUCCUCAAAAUUCAUGCCCUUCUUGUUAGCGUAUAUAUGAUUAUGGCUUUGAUUCGGACGCUCACAUGCCUCAGGGCCGCUGGUCUAUCUGAAGUCCCUGCGUGCGGUGUUGCUUAACAGCUCCUCAGUGCCUUAUGACACUGGACACAGGGACACAGGACAUGGGGACCAGGACACAGUUUAGCUGUCUAAACCUGGUCCCAGGUGACUAACUUUGGAGUAACAGGAGUUGCUAGUUGUGUAAUGUUCUUCAAGUUGAAUCUGCAUGACUUCAGUGUGUGCCUAAGCCCACCGGUCCCCAGGGCUUUUACUGAAUUUCCUUGUGCGGAGAAGAUCACGGUGAGCUUUAACAUCUGUCCUGCUGCAUUAUAAUGAACUGUGCAAAGUGCCUAUGUCAAGGAAUCAGUUGUCCUAUUUUAUUUCUGAAAGACCAAAUGUACAAAUAUUCUUCUGAAGGAGCCUGCUGUAGUCUUAGUUCUUUAAAUACGUAUUUUAAAAAUAA